Molecule: messenger RNA, 6584 nt
Organism: Equus quagga
Lineage: Eukaryota; Metazoa; Chordata; Mammalia; Perissodactyla; Equidae
Gene: BCR
Product: BCR activator of RhoGEF and GTPase
Exons: 23
Coding region: 90-4037 (1315 amino acids)
Biological process (GO): positive regulation of GTPase activity; intracellular signal transduction; protein phosphorylation
Cellular component (GO): membrane
Molecular function (GO): GTPase activator activity; protein serine/threonine kinase activity; guanyl-nucleotide exchange factor activity
Source: RefSeq, a predicted model, not a curated record
GAGCCCCGGGCCGGGCCUGGUGAGGCCGCCGCGCCGCCGCUGAGGCGGGCCCCGCGCAGCCCGGCGGCGCAGGUGAGGCCGGCCGCGCCAUGGUGGACCCGGUGGGCUUCGCCGAGGCGUGGAAGGCGCAGUUCCCGGACUCGGAGCCGCCGCGCAUGGAGCUGCGCUCGGUGGGCGACAUCGAGCAGGAGCUGGAGCGCUGCAAGGCCUCCAUCCGGCGCCUGGAGCAGGAGGUGAACCAGGAGCGCUUCCGCAUGAUCUACCUGCAGACGCUGCUGGCCAAGGAGAAGAAGAGCUACGACCGGCAGCGCUGGGGCUUCCGGCGCGCCGCGCAGCCCCCCGACGGCGCCGCCGAGCCCCGCGCGCCCGCGCCGCGCCCGCUGCCCGCGCCCGCCGACGGUGCCGACCCGCCGCCAGCCGAGGAGCCCGAGGUCCGGCCCGACGGAGAGGGCUCCCCGGGCAAGGCCAGGCCCGCCGUCGCCCGCAGACCCGGGGCCCCCGCGCCUGCGGACCGGGACGACCGGGGCCCCCCCACUAGCGUGGCGGCGCUCAGGUCCAACUUCGAGAGGAUCCGCAAGGGCCACGGCCAGACCGGGGCAGCGGAGCCCGAGAAGCCCUUCUACGUGAACGUCGAGUUUCACCACGAGCGCGGCCUGGUGAAGGUCAACGACAAAGAGGUGUCGGACCGGAUCAGCUCCCUGGGCAGCCAGGCCAUGCAGAUGGAGCGCAAGAAGUCCCAGCACGGCGCCGGGCCGGGCCUGGGGGACGCGCCCAGACCCUCUUACCGGGGGCGCUCCUCGGAGAGCAGCAGCUGCGGCCUCGACGGUGAUUACGAAGACGCCGAGCUGAACCCCCGCUUCCUGAAGGACAACCUGAUCAACGCCAAUGGCGGCAGCAGGCCCCCCUGGCCGCCCCUGGAGUACCAGCCCUACCAGAGCAUCUACGUCGGGGGCAUGAUGGUGGAAGGGGAGGGCAAGGGUCCGCUCCUGCGCAGCCAGAGCACAUCGGAGCAGGAGAAGCGCCUCACCUGGCCGCGCAGGUCCUGCUCCCCUCGGAGCUUCGAAGACAGCGGAGGCGGCUACACCCCGGACUGCAGCUCCAACGAGAACCUCACUUCCAGCGAGGAGGACUUCUCCUCCGGCCAGUCCAGCCGCGUGUCCCCGAGCCCCACAACCUACCGCAUGUUCCGGGACAAGAGCCGCUCGCCCUCGCAGAACUCGCAGCAGUCCCUGGACAGCAGCAGUCCCCCCACGCCGCAGUGUCAGAAGCGCCACCGGCAGGGCCAGGUCGUGGUGUCGGAAGCCACCAUCGUGGGCGUCCGCAAGACUGGGCAGAUCUGGCCCAGCGAUGGGGACAGCUUGUCGGGCAGGCUGCCUCAGGAUGGCGCCUUCCAUGGAGACACAGAUGCGUCAUUCGGAACGUCCCCCGGGUACGGCUGCGCGGCGGACCGGGCCGAGGAGCAGCGCCGGCACCAGGAGGGGCUGCCGUACAUCGAUGACUCGCCUUCCUCCUCGCCCCACCUCAGCAGCAAGGGCAGGGGCAGCCGGGAUGCGCUGGCCUCAGGAGCCCUGGAGUCCACCAAAGCAGGUGAGCUGGACUUGGAAAAGGGCUUGGAGAUGAGGAAAUGGGUCCUGUCUGGAAUCCUGGCUAGCGAGGAGACUUACCUGAGCCACCUGGAGGCACUGCUGCUGCCCAUGAAGCCUUUGAAGGCCGCUGCCACCACCUCUCAGCCGGUGCUGACGAGCCAGCAGAUCGAGACCAUCUUCUUCAAAGUGCCUGAGCUCUAUGAGAUCCACAAGGAGUUCUACGACGGGCUCUUCCCGCGCGUGCAGCAGUGGAGCCACCAGCAGCGGGUGGGCGACCUCUUCCAGAAGCUGGCCAGCCAGCUGGGUGUGUACCGGGCCUUUGUGGACAACUAUGGAGUUGCCAUGGAAACGGCUGAGAAGUGCUGUCAGGCCAACGCUCAGUUUGCAGAAAUCUCUGAGAACUUGAGAGCCAGAAGCAACAAGGAUGCCAAGGACCAGACGACCAAGAACUCUUUAGAAACCCUGCUCUACAAGCCUGUGGACCGGGUGACGCGCAGCACACUGGUCCUGCAUGACCUGCUGAAGCACACUCCUUGCAGCCACCCCGACCACCCGCUGCUGCAAGAUGCCCUCCGCAUCUCGCAGAACUUCCUGUCCAGCAUCAACGAGGAGAUCACACCCCGCCGGCAGUCCAUGACGGUGAAGAAGGGAGAGCACCGGCAGCUGCUGAAGGACAGCUUCAUGGUGGAGCUGGUGGAGGGGGCCCGCAAGCUGCGCCACGUCUUCCUGUUCACCGACCUGCUUCUCUGCACCAAGCUCAAGAAGCAGAGCGGAGGCAAAACCCAGCAGUACGACUGCAAGUGGUACAUCCCGCUCACGGAUCUCAGUUUCCAGACGGUGGACGAGUCGGAGGCAGCGCCCAACAUCCCGCUGGUGCUGGAUGAGGAGCUGGAGGCCAUGAAGAUCAAGAUCUCGCAGAUCAAGAGUGACAUCCAGAGAGAGAAGAGAGCGAACAAGGGCAGCAAGGCCAUCGAGAGGCUGAAGAAGAAGCUGUCGGAGCAGGAGUCACUGCUCCUGCUCAUGUCUCCCAGCAUGGCCUUCAGGGUGCACAGCCGUAACGGCAAGAGUUACACAUUCCUGAUUUCAUCCGACUACGAGCGCGCCGAGUGGAGGGAGAACAUCCGGGAGCAGCAGAAGAAGUGUUUCAAAAGCUUCUCCCUGACAUCCGUGGAGCUGCAGAUGCUAACCAACUCGUGUGUCAAACUUCAGACUGUCCACUGCAUUCCGCUGACCAUCAACAAAGAAGAUGACGAAUCUCCGGGGCUCUGCGGCUUCCUGAAUGUUAUCGUCCACUCCGCCACCGGCUUUAAGCAGAGUUCAAACCUGUACUGCACCCUGGAGGUGGAUUCCUUUGGGUAUUUCGUGAAUAAAGCCAAGACACGCGUCUACAGGGACACAGCUGAGCCAAACUGGAACGAGGAGUUUGAGAUCGAGCUGGAAGGCUCCCAGACCUUGAGGAUACUGUGCUACGAAAAGUGUUACAACAAAACGAAGAUUGCCAAGGAGGACGGCGAGACCACAGACAGGAUCAUGGGCAAGGGCCAGGUCCAGCUGGACCCCCAGGCCCUGCAGGACAGAGACUGGCAGCGGACCGUCAUCGCCAUGAACGGGAUCGAAGUGAAACUCUCAGUCAAGUUCACCAGCAGGGAGUUCAGCUUGAAGAGAAUGCCCUCCCGAAAACAGACAGGGGUCUUUGGAGUCAAGAUUGCCGUGGUCACCAAGAGGGAGAGGUCCAAGGUGCCCUACAUUGUGCGCCAGUGCGUGGAGGAGAUCGAGCGCCGGGGCAUGGAGGAGGUGGGCAUCUACCGCGUGUCCGGAGUGGCCACGGACAUCCAGGCGCUGAAGGCGGCCUUUGACGUCAAUAACAAGGACGUGUCGGUGAUGAUGAGCGAGAUGGAUGUCAACGCCAUCGCCGGGACACUGAAGCUCUACUUCCGCGAGCUGCCCGAGCCCCUCUUCACCGACGAGUUCUACCCCAACUUUGCCGAGGGAAUCGACACAGGCCUGGGAGCUCCAUCUGACCACUCUUGGAGAGGCCUCCAGCUCGUGGUUGUGACCACAAGAAGUAAGAGUUGCUCCCCUCCUUCUGCAGCUCUUUCAGACCCGGUUGCAAAGGAGAGCUGCAUGCUUAACUUGCUGCUGUCACUCCCCGAGGCCAACCUGCUGACCUUCCUCUUCCUUCUAGACCACCUAAAAAGGGUGGCUGAAAAGGAGACGGUGAACAAGAUGUCCCUGCACAACCUCGCCACGGUCUUUGGCCCCACGCUCCUCCGGCCCUCGGAGAAGGAAAGCAAGCUCCCGGCCAACCCCAGCCAGCCCAUCUCCAUGACCGACAGCUGGUCCCUGGAGGUCAUGUCCCAGGUCCAGGUGUUGCUGUAUUUUCUGCAACUGGAGGCCAUCCCUGCCCCAGACAGCAAGAGACAGAGCAUCCUAUUCUCCACUGAAGUCUAGAGGUCCAACUCCAUCUCCGAGAGGCCGGCGGAACAGCCUGGAAACCUCCUGGUGAAACGGGCCAUCCGAAGAGUGGGAACCGAAUCUUCUUAAGGAGUAACUGGGCCACCCCCAAGGGCCAGGCCGUCUGCCACGAGACAGCCACCCCUGGCGGAAGGCCGAGUGGCCUGGGCGGUUCUGGGCCCCCCAGCCGGUGAGCUCCCAGCUGGCCUCAGACUGGUUUUCCAUGCUGCCACCAGAGGGCGCCCCAAGCCAGCACGUCUGAGAGCGCAAGCCUGGCCUGGGCCAGGCGGAGGGAGUGGUUGUUACGAACUUAACUUAUCAGAGUUUAAAAGAUUUCUACUGGAUCACUCAUCAAGAUACACCCUUUCCAGGGAGACGGGAACACGACCAAAUUCCCUCACUGUUGUGUCUUGAAUAAACACUGCUGCUGCUUCAUACCAUAGGGGCCACGCCCCGUCCCUGUGUGGGUGGGGGCAUUUCCAUUUCCCUGACUUAGAAAUUCGACUCCUGUUUGUAACGGGGUUUGGGAAGCUAAGUCAGCACUGUGUAGCGUUUGACCCCUUUCACCUCCUUUCUUCUCUUUUUUUUCUAAAAGGAUCUCUGUGUAGAAAUGGGUCGUCUUCUUUUCUGUCCUGUUGCUUUGUUUUUGCUGUUCACGUGCCCCUGGGAAGACAGCUCCCCAGGGAGCGGUGUAACUUCCUAUACCACACCCCAGGGGGAGGGAGGCCCAGGCUGCGCACUUUAUGGCUUGUUCUCUGGGAGAGUGACCCAGUCCACCUUCCCGACCAACCGCCGGGCACACGCUCUCCUCUUUGGCUUAAAAAGAAAGGCCUUGAUCUCUGUCUUCCUCCAGCCUGCCGCCCUCGCUGCCCACACUCUCCCUGCCCCUUCUCGUCCCGGAGACAAGAUUGCUUUAUUCCCUUGCUCUCUGCUGAACAGACUCAGAAAACUUUUGUAAAAGUUUCCUCUCGGCGGCAGCUUGCUGACGGCUUGUUUUAAACUUUGAUCAGAAUAGCCUUUUGAUACUUGAAUAUUUUUAAGUUUUAUACAUAGUUUCUAAUUUUUUUCCUAACAGAUUCAGAUACCUAAUAAGAUAAUAGAAUGUACUCUGGGGACAGUCUGCGUCCCAGCAGCAUUUGUCUUCCUCCAAGCGCCGGCGCUGCUUUCUUCGGGAGCCCUCUCUGAAGCCUCCGGAGCAUUGGCAGUGUGGGCAGUUAGGAACAGGGGCUGCUCCCCAGGCCAGGCUGAGGGUGGGGGCGCCCAUCCCGGAGCAGGUGGGAGGACAGACCCGCCUGCCGUCCCUGCUCUCCAUGUGCCCGUGCAGAAGCCAGGACGUUCUUGGUAACCGUCCUGACUGUCCGACUUAGAGGAAAGAGAACUGGGGAGGCCACUAAGUAUUUUGAAGAAACAAAUCUAAACAAUUGCAUCACUUUUUUUAAAAAGAGGAGUUGGGGCGAGGAGAAAAGAAAAAGUAAACUGAGAGGGCCAAAGUUUCCAUGUUGGGCUUGCAGGAAGAGAGGAUGUUGCUAAUGGAGGAGGGAGUGAUGGCGUGACUCAGGAAAAGGUGUUUGCUUGUCUUGGGAUUAUACCAGUAGCCGGUGGCCUGGUGCCAUGAUCCUUCCCACAUCUCUGGGGCAGUAGGGGGUGGGAGGGCUUGCCCGGUGUGUCAAUGACAGCUCCUCCCCUUUGCUUGUGGACCUGCUGAGGCAGGCGACAGAAAGCGAAGUCAGUUGAAGAUUUUACGUCUGCAUACUGUAUUUAUUUAGCUGUACUUUUUGUUGCAAGGAGAGCAGACCCACCCUUUUAAAAGCAAAGCCGCUCUCCUGGGGGCCGAGGGCAGGGAGCAGCGUCCUCUGCCCACUGUACAUUUCUGGAUUCAGUGGGUUUCUCGGGCCUCUAGCUCCGGGCCUCCUCCGGCCUAGCUUCCCAUCCCUGUCCAUCUUAGCAACCCUCCCGCCCUGCAGAGGGAACCACUUUGCUUAGAAAAGCUAAGCCCAGCCUCAUUUCUGUUUCCCCUGGUGUCUCAAGAUUUGCGUCUGUUGCAUUGAAACUGGAAAGCAAUAUAUCAAUGUCUGUGCCAAUUUUUGUUCCCUCCCACACCCCUCCCAUUUUUACUUUUUAUUUAUAUAGAAUGUGUGCUGUUUCAUGAUGGAAUGACCACUCUUCCUUGUGUAGCUGUAAAAGCGCCCUUUGCUGGGCCACAGUGGUGGCCGUCACUUGGAUCCCCGGCUGCCUCUGUCGUCCCAUCUCACACACAGGCCUGUGGGUUGGCAAAGCCAGCAUGAGGCGAGUGAAGGCCUGGAGCCCAGAGAUGACCUUCCGUGCAGCUCAGCUGCUGGACUCUGCCACAAGAAAUGAUGCUUUCCUGCCCUGGGUCCUGGGUCUGCAGCAGUGAGCUUGGCUCCCUCAGACAGCAGCCCAGCCUUCCGUUGGUGGGUGGCUGGUCUCUCAGGGCUGCAUUCCUGCUUUUGGGCUCAACCAUCUAUAUGCCACCUGGGGGAAAGGACUGCUGACACUUCAUUAAAGUUACCUGAGACAACUUGG